UAAAAUGAUUUUUUAAAAAUGCGAUUAGUUGAUUAGUCAUCAGAAUAAUCGAUAGAUGACUAAAAUAAUCAUAGCUGCAGCCUUAAUCUGAUGUGUUCUGGACUCGGCGGUCAUCCCGUGAAGAGCACCUGGUCCUCCAGGUGUCUCUAUUUAUACCAGCCGAGCGGCUCUUUUCCGUCAGUGAUCCUCUUAGCGUCCCACGCUGUGGCAGCAGCGUGGAGCAGCUUUACCGGUGAUAGUUCAGGCUGCGAGCCGAGCUGCACACAGCAACAGGUUCCUCCACGGCCGAGGGCCCACCGGGUGUUGUUUCGAGGAGGUUGCCACGGUAACCGACCGGCUAGAGAGCAGCGAGAUGUCGAGCGGAUCGGAUAUGUCUCUGCUUGACUGCACCGGAGCCCGAAUCUCCGGGUGCUGGUCACUGAGAAGCGACCGCAGUGGGAGCGGAGAGGACUCGCUGGACCGGCUCCUGCCUCACACCGGGGCCCCCCGCAGGAAGAGCGCCACCUCUCUGAGUAAAACAGAACCACCUCUGCUCCGCACCGGCACACGUACCAUCUACACCGCCGGCCGCCCUCCCUGGUACGACGAGCACGGCGCUCAGUCCAAAGAGGCUUUUGUCAUCGGGCUGUGUGGGGGCAGUGCCUCAGGGAAGACCACUGUGGCCAACAAGAUCAUCGAGGCGCUCGAUGUGCCGUGGGUUGUGCUUCUGUCUAUGGAUUCUUUCUAUAAGGUUUUAUCCCCAGAGGAGCAGCUCCUGGCAGCGCAGAACGACUACAACUUUGACCAUCCGGGGGCGUUCGACUUUGAGCUGCUGGUGGCCACACUGCGAAAGCUGAAGCAGGGAAAGAGCGUCAAGAUCCCAGUGUAUGACUUCACCACGCAUGGGAGGCAGAAAGACUGGAAAAAUGUGUACGGCGCGAGUGUUAUCAUAUUCGAGGGAAUAAUGUCUUUUGUAGACAAAGAGCUUCUUCAGCUGCUGGAUAUGAAAAUCUUUGUGGACACAGACUCAGACAUCCGACUCGUCCGCCGGCUCCGCAGGGACAUCACAGAGCGCGGCCGGGACAUUGAAGGCGUCAUCAAGCAGUACAACAAGUUUGUGAAGCCUGCCUUUGAGCAGUACAUUGAACCCACCAUGAGGCUGGCCGACAUCGUUGUGCCUCGAGGUGGUGGGAACAUGGUGGCCAUCGAUCUGAUAGUUCAGCACGUCCACAGCCAGCUGGAGGAGCGUGAGCUCAGUGUCAGAGCUCUGCUCGCCUCGGUCCAGCAGACGCAGCCGCUGCCUCAGACGCUCAGCGUGCUGGAGAACUCGCCGCAGGUCCGCGGCCUGCACACCAUCAUCAGGAACAGAGAGACGAGCCGAGAUGAGUUCAUCUUCUACUCAAAGAGAUUAAUGCGUCUUCUCAUCGAACAUGCUCUGACUUUUCUACCCUCUCAGCCUUGUGCAGUUCAGACUCCGCAAGGCCCGGACUACGACGGGCGCAGUUACAAGGGGAAAGGAAUCACCGGCGUCUCCAUCCUGAGGGCAGGAGAGACCAUGGAACCCGCCCUGAGGGCCGUGUGCAAGGACGUCCGCAUUGGGAAGAUCCUGAUCCAGACCAACAUGGACUCCGGCGAGCCAGAGCUGCACUACCUGCGCUUGCCCAAAGACAUCAGCGAGGAUCACGUCAUCCUGAUGGACAGUACCGUCUCCACCGGCGCCGCGGCCAUGAUGGCGGUCCGGGUUCUGCUGGAUCAUGAGGUUCAGGAAGAAAAGAUCAUGCUGGUGUCGCUGCUGAUGGCUGAACUGGGAGUGCACUCUGUGGCCUACGCCUUCCCAAAGGUCAAGAUCAUCACCACCGCUGUGGACAAGGACCUGGACGGAUCCUUCCACGUUAUUCCUGGUAUCGGAGACUUUGGGGACCGGUACUUUGGGACGGACGGGUCGGUUGGUUGGAGCGAUGAAGAGAACCAGGAGUCAGUGUGACUCUGAUUAAUGCACAGACACCAAAUAUAUUCUUAUAUUAAUUUUACACACUGCAGACCAUUUUUUGUAUUAUAAAACAGCUACAAAUGUGCUGAAUAUUUCUAUAGAGAUUGGUGCCAUCACCUGCAUUGCAAUAAUCCCAUUUAUUUCAUAAUCUAAACCAGGAUAUGAAUGAAUUAAACUGAACAUGCUUGAAAUUUGCAGAUUUAUAUAAUUUUUAGGUUUAAUGUAACAGAACAAAUGUCAACAGGAAAAACAUAAGAUCACUGUAAUGUUCAUUUUGUUUUUUGUUUAGCAUGUUAUAUAAUUAUGUGUCUUCAUUUCCAAGAAAUGCUGCACCUUCAUGUAACAUAAAAAAAAAGCUAUGCAAAAAUAUUAAAACUUAGCUGCUAAAGUUACUUACUAAGUA
This is a messenger RNA of Xiphophorus couchianus (Monterrey platyfish), 2372 nucleotides long. RefSeq names its product uridine-cytidine kinase 1-like 1a (gene uckl1a). Gene Ontology annotation, molecular function: ATP binding; kinase activity. The record is from RefSeq and is a predicted model, not a curated record. NCBI's taxonomy places the organism in Eukaryota, Metazoa, Chordata, Actinopteri, Cyprinodontiformes, Poeciliidae. The coding region runs from base 353 to 1963 and encodes 536 amino acids. The transcript has 15 exons.